CAACAAACGCCAAAUGCUAUACCUAAUAGGCCUCGGCCUCGGCGACGAGACAGACAUCACAGUCAAAGGGCUCUCCAUUGUGAAGAAAGCAGCGCGCGUCUACCUCGAAGCCUACACCAGCAUCCUGCUCGUGGAUAAGGCAGUCCUGGAGCAAUAUUAUGGCCGAGAAGUGAUCCUCGCGGAUCGCGAGAUGGUGGAGAGUGCUAGCGAUGAUAUUUUACACGAUGCGCAGAAUGUGGAUGUUGCGUUCUUGGUAGUUGGAGAUCCUUUUGGGGCAACGACGCACACUGACCUCGUCCUGCGAGCUCGCGCGCUCAAGAUCCCAAUAACCAGUAUCCCGAACGCCUCAAUCAUGUCCGCGAUCGGCGCCACUGGCCUGCAGCUCUAUAACUUCGGACAAACAGUUUCCAUGGUCUUCUUCACGGAAACCUGGAAACCCGCUUCCUUCUACAACCGCAUUCGAGAGAAUAGGGAGAUUGGACUGCAUACGCUGGUAUUACUAGAUAUCAAGGUUAAAGAGCAGAGCCUGGAGAAUAUGGCGCGGGGGAGGAAGAUCUAUGAGAGUCCGAGGUAUAUGACGGUGGGACAGUGUGCGAGCCAGAUGCUGGAGAUUGAGGAGAUGAAGAGCGGGGAGGGGACAGGAGGUGUAUAUGGGGAGGAGAGUUUGGCGGUGGGCGUGGCGAGGAUUGGAGGGAAGACGGAGAAGUUUGUUAGUGGGACGUUGAAGCAGCUUUGUCUUGCUGAUCAGGAGCUGGGUGGGCCGUUGCAUAGUUUGGUGUUGUUGGGAAGGAGGACGCAUGAGUUGGAGAGCGAGUAUGUAAGGGAAUUCGCUGUGGAUAAAGAGGGCUGGGAUAUGAUUUGGAAGAGGGAUUAUGAGGGGAGGCAAUGA
Messenger RNA from Hyaloscypha bicolor E, 889 nucleotides. RefSeq names its product diphthine synthase-like protein. NCBI's taxonomy places the organism in Eukaryota, Fungi, Ascomycota, Leotiomycetes, Helotiales, Hyaloscyphaceae. Gene Ontology annotation, molecular function: diphthine synthase activity. Gene Ontology annotation, biological process: protein histidyl modification to diphthamide. The coding region runs from base 14 to 889 and encodes 291 amino acids. The record is from RefSeq and is a predicted model, not a curated record. The transcript has 3 exons.